This is a messenger RNA of Elaeis guineensis (African oil palm), 3217 nucleotides long. NCBI's taxonomy places the organism in Eukaryota, Viridiplantae, Streptophyta, Magnoliopsida, Arecales, Arecaceae. The record is from RefSeq and is a predicted model, not a curated record.
AUUUUCGGACUCGGGAGGUUUUGCGGGUUAGCCUGGCCAUGCAUCCUAACGCAUCACAGCUGUCAACGUUUAAAUCCUGGCCGUUGGAUUAAGCUUCAAACGUCUACGAUUUCUAAAUCGGAAUCCAAGCCACGAGCUUCGCUCAAGCUAGCUCGCUCGGAAUGCUCCUUCCGUCUGCGACCCGCUUCAUCCCGUGACCCCCGGCAGGCCGCCCACAGCUCCCACCGCCGCGCCGUCGGCUCUCUUCGAGCACGCCUCCAUUCCGUCGAACACCUUGUAUAUAUCUCCGUCUCCCUUCCCUUCCCUCCCCUCUUCUCCCAUGGUUUAGGCUGGCGGUCAAGCAGCUGCUGCCGCUGCCUCCGUUUCUUCUGUGGCGCAAUCGGUCGAACAAGAGAUGGCCGCAAUAACCACUGCAAGUAAAGCCCUCAGGGCCCCGUUGGCUCGCCUCGUCUCUGUCCGCUCGCUCUCCCAACUUCCCAACGCCGCCGCGAGGAGGCCUUUGACCCGGUCCCUCCUUUUUCCGCUAAACGAGGAACCUCAGCGCGCCCGGCGCUUCUCGGCCAACGCGGUGAUGGGCGACCGGGUGGUCCAGGAGCUGCUGGCUGAGGUGGAGAGAGAGAAGCAGCGGGAGAGAGAGGAGAAGAGGAAGGCUGGGGUGGAGGUCGACGAGGAGGAAGAAGAAGAGGACUACAUGGGGGUGGUCCCGCUCAUAGAGAAGCUGGAGAAGAAGAAGGUCAAGGAUCUCGACAAUAUCGAUCAGUUCUGGGAGCCCACCGACUCCGAGAGCGAUGACGACCAGCGCUUCUCCCCUGACGAGGUGAAGAAGCGCGCUGAUGAGUUCGAGAAGAAGUGCAAGCGGCAUGCCGAGUUGCUCAAGAACUUCGCCGAGGCUGAAACUCUUGAUGAAGCUCAUAAAUGGAUGACGAAAAUUGACAAAUUUGAGCGGCGACAUUUGAGACUGCCACUGGAGUACAAGGUUAUUGGUGAUUUGAUGAAUUGCUUGAAGGAAACCACUGAAACAAAGGACAGAUUUAUUCUGCUACAGAAGCUCAAUCGAGCUGUGAGGUUGAUGGAGUGCAAGGAGGCCUAUGACCCAAACAAUCCUGCAAAUUUUGGAGUUAUCCAACAUCAGCAAGUUGGUUCUCCUGAUGAUCUGGUGGAUAAUGCUGGAUUUGAAAGGGAAAAGGAAAUGAUUCAAGGAGCUAGUCUUGAGGAAGAUGAUGAAGAUUUCUCUGAAACAAAAGAGAAGGAUGAUUUACUAUUGGAGAAACUCAAUGCCAUUGAGAAAAGGAUUGAGGAGAAGCUAGCAGAACUGGAUCAUAUAUUUGGAAAGAAAGGCAGGGUUCUGGAGGAGGAAAUCAAAGAGCUGGUAGAGGAGAGAAAUUCUUUGACAGAAAAGAAAAGAAGACCUCUCUAUCAAAAAGGCUUUGAUGUGAAGAUAAUUGAUGUAAAUCGGACGUGUAAAGUUACAAAGGGAGGGCAAGUGGUGAAGUACACUGCAUUGCUUGCUACUGGAAACUACCAUGGAGUUGUGGGUUUUGCUAAAGCCAAAGCUCCAACGGCUAAGAUUGCUAUUCAAAGGGCAUAUGAGAAAUGCUUCCAGAAUCUUCAUUACAUUGAGCGAUAUGAAGGGCAUACUAUUGCUCAUGCAAUCCAUAUGACAUAUGAGAAAACCAAGGUAUACCUCUGGCCUGGUCCAAUGAGGAGUGGGAUGUCAGCAGCAAGCAAAACUGUUGAAACUGUCCUACGGUUGGCUGGUUUCAGCAAUGUCAAGUCAAAGAUCAUUGGCUCAAGGAACCCGCUAAAUGUCAUGAAGGCUCUUUUCAAAGCACUGAAUGCUAUUGAAACUCCCAAGGAUGUCCAAGAGAAGUUUGGACGAACUGUUGUUGAGUCAUACUUAUUAUGAAGCAAGUGCAUCUGAGCACUCCAUUACAUUCACAAGCAUUCCUUUUUUUUUUCUUUUCUGCAAAUCUAAUCUUUUCCCAUGUUGUAGGCUACAGGGUAUCCCUCUGCAAGCUGGGCCAAAUCCUCUUGAUAUUUUUCAGGUCUCCAGCCAUUUUUGAAACCGUCUUAUCUAUCCAAUCUAUAUACUUAAUAAUCACACGUGACCUGCAUGUCCACAUAACGUAUACAAGGAUUAGAUCAGAUCAUUAAAUUGUUUUUCCGGGCUUGAUGCUUCUCCAUUAGCCAAGUUGAGAUCUUGCAUGGGAUGGUUUGAACAAUGUGCAAGCGCAUACCGCACCGCCCUUGCUGCCUCAGUAUAAUGUUCUUCCUCAGGGUCCUCAUAUGCCAAUGAUGCCAUCAUUUUCGUAUCAUCCAGUUGGGUUAAAUUUGCAAUCAGGUUAGGCACCUCCACCACACAUAUGUCAUCAAUGGCAAGGUCAUCUACACCUGAAGUGAAAUCUAGUUGAACCAAAAGAAGAGCUACAUCACUUAUCAAGUUCCGGAGGAAAAGAAAGGACAGAUGUUUCAACAAGAAAAUUAGAUAUGUCAAUCGAAAACAUCUUGCUGAAAAAAGGCGAAGAGUUCGAGGGCAGUUUGUGAGGCAGGUGAACGACAUGGUUGUUCACCACCACAGCAUAUUUAUCACUGGUGAUGGUUAUUCUGAGGAGGAUGAAGAUGAGGAACCUACAUCUACGGAGUUGGAACUUGUUUCUUCUCGCAAACAAAAUGCUUCGGAGUGUUGAUCUGUUCAACCGAAGCUGGCAAACCACAAUGAAUUUAUCGCUGGUGAUGGUGAUUAUGAGGAGGAUAAAGAUGAGGAACCGUCAUCCAGGGAGCUAGAACUUGCUUCUUCUCCCAAAUGGAUUCGUCGGAGUUUGGUCAGCUUAGUCAAAGCUCGUAAAUGUAUUAUAGAUAUGCUGAUACAUGGGCUACAGAGCAGCAGGUCUCCAAUGUACCAGAUGUUACAAACUUCUAUUGUUGCAACACUUCCCAUGCUGGCUGCAUCUUAGUCAUGGUUGUGCUCUUGCAGUGGUAACUUGAGUGAGGACCGUUUAGGUGGUACUUAUCCUUUAACCUCUCUGCAACAAACUGACAAGGCAUCAAAAUAUGGGAUGCUGUUAAUCUCUUUUUCGAAGUAUACUGGACUCUCUUUUAUGGUUGUGUAACUUGCUGAUAGAUAAUUCAUAGAGCUUAGCCUCGCUCAAGCACUAAAUCAAUCAUUGAUGUUUUUUGAAGAAACUCGGUAUUAUAUGGUGAUCAUGCUUUAUAUUUA